This is a messenger RNA of Ceraceosorus guamensis, 2244 nucleotides long. RefSeq lists its product as hypothetical. The record is from RefSeq and is a predicted model, not a curated record. Gene Ontology annotation, biological process: lipid metabolic process. Bases 141 to 2204 code for a protein of 687 amino acids. The transcript has 2 exons. NCBI's taxonomy places the organism in Eukaryota, Fungi, Basidiomycota, Exobasidiomycetes, Ceraceosorales, Ceraceosoraceae.
AUCACUGUGACUCUGACUCAAAGGAGACGCGGCUCCCUCUUCUCUCUGCCUUACCUUUCAUCAUCGACCACAAAGCCCAUUGCUGACGUGCGCUGGUGAGCGAUCUUCAAGCAAUUCGGCCUCUCCAUCUCGCCAGCGCCAUGAAUCGGCCUUGGUCUUCUCUUCCGGACCUGAGGGUCUUGGCAGCUGCGCGAGGAACGCAGCAAAACUUCAUCAGCGCCAACGAUCAUGAUCGAGCGUGGUCUUCCCUGCCGGACCUUCACCCUGACUCUAACGACGCCUCGAACAGCUACAGCUUCAACACAGACUCUACUUACGCUUUUCCCGAGAUCACUGAGAAGCUCGGGAUACCUGGGGCUUACAAAUUCUUGGACGACGAAGCUCAACGACCUUCGCAGGCCGAUAUCGCCGUGGGAAACGAUUUGAAGGAAGAGGCUCUUACCAAUGUCAACACCGAAAUUUCUCUGGCCAUCGAGUGCGCUGUUCGGGCAUAUCAACCUGAAGUGCCCAUCACAUUGCGCCACCCUGGUCGGCCCGGCGUUGCUGCACCCAAAGUCGUCGAUGAUCUCACACAGAGCUCGUCUGAUGACGCGCAAGUCAGUCGCAUCGCCCUUUUCGAGCACCAGCACGCCGAAGCGUCUUCUAGUCACAGCGAGACGGAGGCCAAGGUCACUCUGAGCGUUGCUGUCGUGGGGCUCGAUCUGCCAGAAGAUCUAAAAGAGGAACACAUCUUCAAUGCGGUGGAUGGAAGAUCCGGCGCCGAAAUGAAGACCUUUCAGCCCGUGGACAUCAUCGAGAGCCCGCUUUUGCAUCCGCGAGGUCAGCCGAUGCUCGUGCACCGCCGUUUUAUGGGUGCUGCGGCGAAGAUCGUGGACCGGGUGGCAUCUCUCAUUCGUAGCGCUUGCUCUGAUGCAGACACGCCAACAGCGUUGCUGGUCACUGGACACUCCUCGGGUGGUGCGAUCGCCUCGCUGGUGUUGAGGCUGCUUUGGAAUCAAUACGCGAUUCUCAUGAGCAAAUUCGCAGGUCAGGUUCGCCUUGUGACCUUCGGGUCUCCUCCAGUCAUCGCAUCCCAUCAUGAGCAUCUCUUCAAGCCAGCCGAGGCACGCUGCCAGGCUUUCAUGGCGCAGGGAGAUGCCGUCACUUUGGUUCGCUUGGUCUAUGACUGGCAGCUAGCCUUGCCUCACAUCAAAGCCUUAGUUCGAGUACUCCCUAAGAUUCACGACCCAAGCAGACUCGCCCAGACAGUCGUCUGUUGCCCUGUUGGCCAGCUGGUCAAAAUCGAACAAGAUGACUUGUUUGAGUCAACGCUUCGCCAGGUAGACUUGCGUUCCUGGAGCUCGAUGACUCCACCAGAUCCCUGGCAUCCUCAAUCGCAUAGCAUCGUGUCCUAUUGGCUGUUGAUCCAGUCACUCGACACAUCCAGAUGGACACCACGGGCUUCAGCACUUUUCUCGGAGGCUUCGCCACUGUCCUCGGAUGCAUUGCGAGUGGAUCCGCCUGACGUUUGUGGCACGUCCGCUUUGUCACAACUGCAGAGCGUCAACGCAGACAAAGAUUUGGCAAUCCUUUACGUAGACAUUGCCAAACUGCACCCAGUCCACCCCCUCAGCGGAAGCUCUGUGAGGAUUCCUUCGGACGUCCUGACUUGGUUUGGCGAGGAAGGCAUUGCGAAGACCAUCUCAGCUUUUGAGCUACGACAUUUGGCAUGCGUCCAGGCGGCUGUUCUGCCUGUCACCUACAACCCAGUGUCUGCUCGACUUGGCUCACCUUGCAUCUACCUCUAUGGUAAUGCAGCUUCCAAAGAACACCGGGACUUUGCAAAGUGGUUGACCACAAGUGGUUUUCCAGUACUCCUUUGGUCUUACCCCCUUGCUCCGCCGGACAUGCUCACGACCGCAAUGUCGACAGCGCCAACGGUCUCUUGUCCAGCCGGCACUCGAGUCUAUCACACAGGUGGCGAGACCACAAGUACAGCUGUGAGCACGCUGGAGCUGGACCGGGGAGAUCUUGCCCCUCAGCAAUGUUUACUGGUUGGCCCUUGUGCACCCAGUGACACGUGUCCACUGCGUCCACAGCUCUGCGGGCCCUCAGCGCUCCAGUCCAAGCAGAUCUUCCAGUUUCAGGGGAUCUUGGGAGAUGGUCUGACCAAACAGGUCAAAUAUAAGUGGGUGCACAUGCUCACUGUCAUCCCUGGUCUAUGAUGGGAAGCCCUCUACUAUCGGCAGCACGUGGAGGAGUCUU